UAUGAAAGAAUCCCCCAAAACCCUUUCAAUUUACGAUCUUUUUAGUAAAGAUUUCUCUUUCUUUUGUUUUGUUUUAUAUUAUCUAAAGCCACGGCAUACGAUUGUGCCUAUCGAGGAAACCAAGCACAUAUUGCUAGUGGGUCCCUGAAGAGUGAAGAAUGCCAGUUAGGGUGGUGAGCUGAGAGAACUGUGGUGUUUGAUACAAGAUGGAAGGCAGCUUCGAACAGACCCUUCAAGAUGGAAAGCUUUAUAGACAAGUCAAUUCUCUCAUUGUUGCUCAUCUUCGCGAUCAUAACCUCACCCAGGCUGCAAGUGCUGCUGCUUCAGCUUCAAGGACACCGCUGAAUGUUGAUGUUCCGCCUAAUAAGCUUAUGGAGCUCGUUGCAAAGGGUCUUGCGGUGGAGAAAGAGGAGAUGUUAAGAGGGAGUCCUGCUUCUGCAUUGUACGAAUUUGGUUCAUCGGUGCCCUCUACAUUUGGGUCUACACAGCCUUCUCGUGCUUCUGCCAUCGACUUUAGCACUGUGCAGGAUACAAAAGGUUCAUCGAAGAAUUUUCCAAAGCACGAGACUCGACAUCUUUCAGAGCAUAAGAAUGUUGCCAGAUGUGCAAGGUUCAGCGCUGACGGGAGAUUUGUUGCCACAGGAAGCGCAGAUAUGUCGAUAAAGCUGUUUGAGGUGGCAAAGAUCAAGCAGAUGAUGCUGCCAGAUUCGAAAGAUGGUCCUGUCCGACCUGUUAUAAGGACGUUUUACGAUCACAUUCAACCAAUAAAUGAUUUGGAUUUUCAUCCUCAGAAUACUGUUCUUAUAUCUGGUGCAAAAGAUCAGACUAUAAAGUUCUUUGACUUCUCCAAAUUGACUGCUAAGAAAGCAUUCAGAGUUAUCCAGGAUACCCAUAACGUGCGUUCGAUAUCACUUCAUCCUUCAGGAGAUUAUCUUUUAGCGGGAACGGAUCAUCCGAUUGCCCACCUGUAUGAUGUCAAUACUUUUCAGUGCUUUCUUUCUGCAAAUGUUCCAGAAAUAGGAAAUAGUGGAGCCAUAAAUCAGGUCAGGUAUUCAGCAACAGGCAGUAUGUAUGUCACUGCUUCAAAAGACGGUGCAGUUCGUUUAUGGGAUGGCGUUAGUGCGAAAUGUCUUCGCUCCAUUGUUAGUGCACACGGUACAGCAGAGGCAACCAGUGCAAAAUUUACAAAGGAUGAAAGGUAUGUUCUUUCUUGUGGAAAGGACUCGACUGUAAAGCUCUGGGACGUGGGGACGGGAAAACUGGUCAAACAAUAUGUUGGAGCUACUCAUAUGCAAUUGAGGUGUCAGGCUGCGUUCAAUGAUAAUGAGGAGUUUGUGCUAUCAAUAGACGAACCAAGCAACGAGAUUGUUAUCUGGGAUGCUCUGACAGCAGAGCGAGUAGCAAGGUGGCCUUCGAACCACAUCGGUCCACCCCGGUGGCUCGAGCACUCACCAACAGAAUCAGCCUUCAUUUCGUGCGGGACUGAUAAAUCAAUACGCUUUUGGAAGGAAACUCUCUAGUGAGUGCAUCUGGCUAGAAGAUGAGAGCUGUUUCCUCAACCUGAAAAUGUAUGAGAUGUAGCAAUCUCUUGAGCCCUCUCCCACAAUUCUUGAGAAGAGAUGGGCUCUCACUCUCCAUAUAAAAUGUGGGCCAAAGCCCAAUAAAUCAGUGGGCUUUGACAAUUGAAUGACCAAGGCCCAAUUGUUUAAAUUUGUACAACUCUCAUGAAGGACCUCUUAGUUAUUGCCAAACCUUGGUUUAAACUAUAAAAGCAAGUUUCAAGGGAUCCAUUACAUUAAAA
Molecule: messenger RNA, 1801 nt
Organism: Cucurbita maxima (winter squash)
Lineage: Eukaryota; Viridiplantae; Streptophyta; Magnoliopsida; Cucurbitales; Cucurbitaceae
Product: cleavage stimulation factor subunit 50
Exons: 14
Coding region: 207-1520 (437 amino acids)
Biological process (GO): mRNA 3'-end processing
Cellular component (GO): mRNA cleavage stimulating factor complex
Molecular function (GO): protein binding; RNA binding
Source: RefSeq, a predicted model, not a curated record